Messenger RNA from Oncorhynchus kisutch (coho salmon), 3862 nucleotides. RefSeq names its product DAB adaptor protein 1a (gene dab1a). Gene Ontology annotation, biological process: neuron migration. NCBI's taxonomy places the organism in Eukaryota, Metazoa, Chordata, Actinopteri, Salmoniformes, Salmonidae. The transcript has 15 exons. Gene Ontology annotation, cellular component: cytoplasm; intracellular membrane-bounded organelle. The coding region runs from base 370 to 1821 and encodes 483 amino acids. The record is from RefSeq and is a predicted model, not a curated record.
UUCUCUCCUCUCUCUCUCCUUUUCUUUUCAUCUCUGUGCUCGGUACAGCAGUGUAGCAGUCGUGUGGUAUUCUGCAGUAUUCAGAAGUAUUUAACAGUAUUCUACAGUCGUCUGGAUUCUGGUGUUCUCAGGACAGGUGUUACAGCUGCUAUCUGUAAGUGUGUGUGGGAUGUCGUGUCAGGGCUAGAGCCCUUCCCUCUCCCAUGAGCCUGUGUGCCCACACACACACACGGCGCCCCCACACACACACACGGCGCCCCCACAAACACACAGACACACGGCGCUGACGUUGUGAAGUGGACCCUCGGAAACAGACCGGAGCAGAACCGGAUCAAACCAGCCUGUGGGCCGGCGGGGCGGAACCUGAGGAUGUCAACAGAGGCGGAACUACAGCCAGCUGUCAGGCCCAGUGUCAGGAGAGACUCCAGGAGGAAAGGGCAGGAUCGUAGCGAGGCCGGGUUGAUCAGGCGGUUUAAGGGGGAUGGCGUUCGCUACAAGGCUAAACUCAUCGGUCUGGACGAAGUCACGGCCGCAAGGGGAGACAAACUCUGUCAAGACUCCAUGAUGAAGCUCAAGGGCAUAGCAGCAGCAGGGCGGUCUAAAGGAGACCACAAACAGAAGGUGUUUCUAACUGUCUCCUUUGGAGGGAUCAAGAUCUUUGAUGAGAAGUUUGGGGGUGCCAUGGCGUGUGCCUUCCCCAAGAGACACCCAAAUGCUCAAAAUGGUCACCACCAACAACAACAACAGCCACAACAACAGCCACAACAACGGUCUCUGAUAGAUCUCAUGGAUAUGGACAGUGUAUGGACUCCACAGAAUAUCAACCAAUUAGAGCUCUUUGGAGACAUCUCCACACUCCCGGACAUCUACUCCCCCUCGACCCCUGCCUCUCCAGCCAACACCCUGGACCCCUCUCUGGGCCUGCAGCCCACAACCGAACUCUUCACCCCCUUCAACCCUGCCUCCGUACCCUCAGGUUAUGUGACGAUGGGAGCGGUACCUCCAGGUCAUGUGUGGUCCCAGCAGGCGUUUGCAGCCCAGGCAGGUCCUCUGUUCGGGGUCCCGUCCCCCCUGGGUCAGUCCCUCCCUGUGGCCCAGGUCCUGCCUGGAGGCCAGCCACUCAUCUGGGGCCAGGCCAACCUCUUCCCUGCUACACAGCAGCAGUGGGCCGCCAUGACUGGAGCAGGGUUCCCUGCUACAGCCUACCUCCCAACCCAGCCAGGGUCUCUGCCUGCCAUGUUCCUCCCAGUCAAUCAACCCUGCGACGGCCUAUCAUCUGCCGGCGCUGCCUCGAACCCCGCCCCCUCAUCAGCCUCCAGUCCACAGCAUGCAGAGAGGCAGCGGCAGAAGAUGAGCAAGGAGAUGUUUAAGGACUUCCAGCUAGCGAAGCCCCCUGCCAUGCCUGCUAAGAUGGGGGACCAGCACCAAAGUCUAGCAGGGACCUCAGAUGCCUUCAGUUCCUAUUUCAGCCGCGUGGGGACCGUCACCGAUACAGACGACUGUGACGACUUUGACAUCUCUCAGCUCAACCUCACUCCUGUCACCUCUACCACGCCCUCCACUAACUCACCUCCGACCCCGGCCCCCAGACAGAGUUCUCCAUCUAAAUCGUCGCUGUCACACGUUAGUGACCACAUUGACCACAUCAGUGACCCUCCCACAGACGCCACCGACCCCCCCACAGAUGACUCGUUCGGCGAGGUGGAGGGCUCCCCCAGUCGCAGUGGAGAGGAGGAUGCGGCGUGUGGGUCUGGGUCUCCAUGUCCCAGUGAGACAGCAGGUUCUAGUCCAGCCCAGACCAGUCCACCUGCCAACAGCUAGAUAGAUGCUGGCUGGGUGCUGGGGGAAGGAUCUCUUUCUGCAGGGAAAGGAUCCUCUCUACGCCCAGGUCAACAAAGGGAAGAAAUAAAGAGACACACUGAACACUGGACACUGGACUGACCAACCAACGCUGACCAACCAACCCGAUGUGUGUGUGUGUGUGUUACUCCUCUCAAGCAGCAGCCUGGCCACCCCUCUAACAAAGGAUAGAACGCUCCAUCUACUCUCUCUACUCUCUUUUCAUUCAUUCAUCUCUCCGUCUCUCUCUCUCCCUCCAUCAAACGUUGCUAGAGACUAUGCUGCCAAAAGGGGACUGGGCCAAGUGUUGUCUCCCUUCCUAACUCACACAGUGUUAUCAGACAUGGACCAAAUGAGUGUCUGUAGCGAGUGGAUCCUGUGGGACGAGGCCGGAAUGGUAUGCUGGGAUCCUUAUUUUUGAUUAGCCAGUUUAUUGAGAUCUUGGCAUCUGAUUGGCUGUUUGGGUGUUUCACCUUCAUGUGAGCGUCUGCUGGAUGACUAUGCAGAAACAGACUCUCUGGGAGCUACUCACACACACACACACCGACACAGUGUUUUGCCAAAUGUCUCUUCUCAGACAGAUUCAGAGGGAAGGCUUCAGAGGGAAUGGACUCAGCGGGGCAUGGAUGUUGCCAGCCUAAUGGGCACCGCCUGGCAUGGACGAACAUUGCCAAAUUACCAGGCACCUCUGCCUUCGGAUGGAUGUUGCCAAACGAACUGAUUCUGUGAUUGAACUGCUCAUUCUCUAUAAUAGCUUUUGUACAAUAUCGAUUAAAACAGACAAGGGGAAAUUGAGUUUUUAUUUUAUAAAUCCAUCAAGACGCUCUACUCUCAGCUCUACUGGAAUGGCACAUUCACAUGGCUUUAAGAGACCUGAUCGUUGGUUUGCCAAACUCAUUUUGUAAAUAAUAAUAAUAACAACAACAACAACAAUGAUCAUUCUGUCCGCAGGACUUCUGUGCCAUAAAAUAGGCAGGCUUCAGUUAGGCUACCAGAAGGUAUCAAGCAAUACCAACAUCUCCUCUGUCUGUCUGUCUGUCUGUCUGUCUGUCUGUCUGUCCGUCCAGGUUUCUGUUGCUCUCUCAACCCCUGAUGUUGUUUGGUCUAUGAUCCUAUAAGUGUCUUUCCCUAACUCAGACCUCGUCUACACUGCAGUCCUUUGUUGAUCAAUAUCCAUGUGCCCUGUAACCUCGUACAGUCAUACCAUCCUCCUGUCUGUGCGUCAUAUAAUCUCUCCGUCUGAGUGACGGGAGCAUUACCCAUCAUCACAACCACACCGGACACUCCCUACAGCUGUAUGUCUGUCAUCAGCCCCUAGCCCUGCUCGGCUGUCUGCCUCCAUGUCUGUCUGUCUGCCGGUCUAUCCGUCCGUCUGUCUCUGCUAGUACUACAUCAACUGUGAUGCCAAUGACUCUCUAUUUUAUGGCCAGAAUCUCUGUGUAAUUAGACUUCUCUGGACUGACAACUGAUUAAUAACGACGUUUGGACAAUAGAAGAAGAAGAUGAGGAAGUGGACUAAAAAGGGGAAGAAAUGCUGUUUGAUUACGUAACAUUUCUAGACAUAUUUUAACCUUACCUCAGAUAGCGGUUUCUUAAUGUAAAUUGACACAUUAUUUUUUAUCUUUAUGAAUACAACAGCAUUCUACAGUGGAUUUUUAGAGGACUUUUAUUUUCUGUUGAUUUACAUCUCCACCAUGUAUUACAGUUCCUAUUAAACACAUCCCAAUGACAGCUGGUUCCGGGUGAUCACUACGCAUGUGACGUGUGCGCGCCUAAUCUCUUUGUCUUCUCUCACCUGCCUGAUAGACACAGGAUGGCUUUAAUGAAGGUUCAGUAGACUACUUGUAUGAAUAAUAUCCUACAGUACACAUGUACUCUAUGUGUCUCUAACUAGCCAUAUUGAGUACACACAACGUAUUAUUAUGUCCACGUUUUUACACAAUCCAUUUAAAUCUGUGUUUCUGUAUCUUGUAUGGAUUGUGUCUUCUGAAUGCAGUUUAAAUACACCUGUUCUUGGAAUGCU